Messenger RNA from Carya illinoinensis, 919 nucleotides. RefSeq lists its product as uncharacterized. NCBI's taxonomy places the organism in Eukaryota, Viridiplantae, Streptophyta, Magnoliopsida, Fagales, Juglandaceae. The record is from RefSeq and is a predicted model, not a curated record. The transcript has 2 exons. The coding region runs from base 52 to 360 and encodes 102 amino acids.
CAUCAUCAAGCAGGAAGCACGUCGUCGUCGUUCUUUGCCGCAUACAGAACAAUGUCUCUAAUGGGGGAGGAGGGUCGGGGCUACGAACUGGCCAGAAAGCUCGAGGUCUGCGGGGUGUGGCGCUCGUGGCUGGGCGACUCCAAAUACGUCGGUUUCUCCGAUUUCCUCAACUCGCCUUCCUCAUGGAAAGCCUUCAUGCGGACCGACGAGUCCAAUUCUAGGGCUCAUAUCCAUCUCCAACUCCAGGUUCGAGCACUCCUCUUCGACAAGGCCAGCAUCUCUCUCGUCUUCUUCGUCUCUAGCGUCUUCUUCUAUUGCAGUUUCAAAGCUCAAUCCGAGUUAUUUGAGAUUGCGCGGUGAUGACGUUUACUUCACAUUGGAGAACCCUGCACAAGACUGGGUACAACAGCGGGAAGGUGGUGUUUUGUCCAAUAUGGCGUCUUCCAAGGUUCGAUACCUCAAUUUCAUCCUCUUUUAUCUCUACUUGUUUGCUUGUUUUUUGAUUUUAAAAAGAUUUGGUCCUCUUUGCUUGGUUCUCACAGGGAUGGGCAGUUUAGGAGAUUUAUAAUAGAGGGUAGCAUGAAAUUGAGUGAUAAGGAUAAAAAUUAUUACUUGCUGUGUUCUACUUAUAUCUCCCUUAUUUAAAUAAAUGAGUAAAAUAAUGACCAUCCUUUUAAUUUUUAGUAGAAAUAGAAAACAGAGGAUGUCAGAAAUCACAAGACUAGUUCGAGUAAAGGCUAGUUCUGCAAUUUGGAUUUCAUCUUUUUUAUCUUCUUUUUUUCCAGCAACUGAACCAAGCUCUAAGAAGAAUGUAUCAUAGAUUGUUUCACUAAAAUUAUUUUUUUUUAGGUAAUUUCACUAAAACUGUUAAACGCUACAAAAUUGUCAUUGGCCACAAAAGGUUGAUAGCAUGAAUGCA